AUGGGUGCAAUCCACGGAAUAGGACUUGCAAAAGCAUAUGGCCUACAUAAUCGGAAUUGCCAGAAAACGUUAGAAUGUCUGCGAGAUGGAAGCUUCUUACCUAUUACCACGGCGCGAUUGGAUGCAGCGCUCAAGUGCGAUUAUGAAUAUCCUUUCAGAGGUGCCAGUAUUGAAGACAGCACCGUCCAGUCUCCAGUCGUGGCCCGUCCAGGUGUUGUCAUGCUCGUUGUCAUGCUCGACAGCUAA
This is a messenger RNA of Venustampulla echinocandica, 246 nucleotides long. RefSeq lists its product as uncharacterized. NCBI's taxonomy places the organism in Eukaryota, Fungi, Ascomycota, Leotiomycetes, Helotiales, Pleuroascaceae. The transcript has a single exon. Bases 1 to 246 code for a protein of 81 amino acids. The record is from RefSeq and is a predicted model, not a curated record.